This is a messenger RNA of Oppia nitens, 1571 nucleotides long. RefSeq names its product BRO1 domain-containing protein BROX-like. The coding region runs from base 154 to 1449 and encodes 431 amino acids. The transcript has 6 exons. The record is from RefSeq and is a predicted model, not a curated record. NCBI's taxonomy places the organism in Eukaryota, Metazoa, Arthropoda, Arachnida, Sarcoptiformes, Oppiidae.
ACAAUUGAUGUCAACAAUUGACUCAACACUCAAAACAACUGUGAAUUCAAUGACAACACAAUUACUCAUUGAGUUUGCAAUCAAUAAUUGUAUGACUAAUUGAAUGGUCAUUAUUAUCAUUGUUGUCAUCGACUACAAGACAUCACUACAAGAAUGUCUCAUUGGUUCCAUCGAAACGCAUUGAAGAACACAACAGUUCAGUCAUUUGCCCUGUCCUUAGUCGCGGCCCAACCGCAAGCUAUCCAACUGUGCGAUCGCUUGAAGACAUACCGCCAACAGGUGUUGGAACUGAUGACCGAUCCGUCCAGUGAUGCCGAUGUGGUGGACAAACAAUUGCGACUUUAUUUGUCGCUACUGUUGGGCUUUGUGUUCAAUAAUAGCUUUGACCCGAACCACGGACCGACUGAUAGCUCCAAACUAAGACAUUAUAUUAAGUUCAAGUGGACGGACACUCUGUUGGGUGCCACUCCGUGUGUCAGACAGGACACAGUGUUUGAGUUAAUCUCCAUUUGUUACAAGUACUCCCUAUGGCUGACCAAACAUUGCGCACAAUUAGCCGCCAAAUCGGACAUUACGAUGGAAACGGCCAAAGAGUGUCACUCGUGUUUGCGUAAAGCGGCCGGCAUUCUGACGGCCAUUCAAAAUGAAUGGUGCGAUCGAUUACUUGAGAAAAGUUUUAGCGCCGGUAGUGAUUUGGAUCCCCGGGUGCUCAGCGCAUACAUACAACAGUGUCAGGCGGAAGCACAGGAGGUUACUAUAGCCCGCGCUAUAGAACUGAAACACAGUCCGACGUUGAUCUCUGCGUUGGCAAACGAGACAUCAAAACUAUUUCUGGCGGCUGCCAGUGCUAUCAAAGCAUUGGAUCAGACAAAAGUGUCCAAAUGGAUGGCAUAUUUUCAAUUGAAAUCAUCAUUUUACGAGUCAUACGCCUUUUGCUAUUUAGGUGAAAGUCUAUUAGAACAGGAAAAAUGUGGAGAAGCUAUUCGUGCACUGGAAGAGAGCGAAAAGUUUUACGAAAUAGCUGUCAAACUAUGCAAAGAAUAUCGCAAACAAAAGUCAUUGGGAGGAACGGGAGCUAAAAUUGAUGAACAUUUGUUUUUUCGUAAAUUACAGCCACAAGUGAAACGAACUAAAGACAAAUGUGUUCGUGAAAAUGGAUUUAUUUUUCAUCAAAAGGUGCCUAAAGAGUGUCCAGUAUUAGAACUAAAAGCAACACAUGGAUUGGUGACACCCGAAGAGUUUUCGAUGCCAUCACUUCACGAGCUUUGGACACCACAAUCAUAUGCGGCCUUUGAUUUAUCUAAAAAUGUCACAUAUAUUGAUCCGAGACAAAAGUUAGAAAAAGCGACGAAAGAUAAGCCCGAAGAGCCUAUUCCUGCGAUGGAUGAGAAGCCCAUCAAAUACAGCGAAACGGACCCCAAAAACCAGAGCGGAUGUCAAAUACAAUAAAAUUGACUUUUGUUUUCUUAAUUUGUGCACAUAUUUUAUUAAUCAAAAUAUAUAUUUUAUAUAUUGUUUUUGUUAACUAUAUUUUAAUCAUUGUUUAUUUAAUUACUGACAUUAUUAUACAG